UUUACCGGAUAAUGGCUAUUGCAAAUUUUUAAAGUAUUGUUUUAGAAUUUUGUAUAUUAAAUAUAAUGUCCAGUAUUAUAGCAUUCGCAAAUAUUCUGUAAAUAUGCUGCCACCGGGGAGUUAUAGAAUCAAAAUAAUAAAUUACUGUAAUCCUCAUUUAAUCUGGGCAGACAAAGACAACGUUUUAGAGCAAAUUGGUAUCUAUGGUAUUGUACCAAAUGCAAAAACAUUAGCGUUCAAUCUAGAAACAAAUUCAUAUUGCUUCUUGGAGUUUGAUGUUGACAAGUGGCUGCCAGCUACAAGGAAUCUGAUGAAGGAGUUCUUUGCAAAGGCAACAGAGAUAUGGUUUUCGGUGAUACAUUUGGAUGAUGGUUGUAUAUUCGACGGAAAGCACAAAUACGGCGAUAUUUACGGCAAAACUAAAUCUGGACUACAAAAUCUGUCAACAUUUCUAACACAGUCAUCAUUUGGAACUAUUGAUAAGCGUGUGUUUCAUGAAAAGUUAUCACAGAAGCUGUACACCAAGCUGAAUUAUACAGACAUGAUAGAUAUAAUUAGAAAUCUUAAUGCAUAUUAUAAUAAAAUAACGAACAAAUUUCAAUUAUACGAAAAGGAUUUAUCUUUGAAUAAAGGUGAUGUGCUGGAAGAGGUCAAUUGGAAAUUCGAAGAGAAAGGUACAGACAAAGAUUAUGCUAUGAAAACGUUUUUGCGGAAAAUGGACGAAAAACCGAAGAAUAUGAGGAUGUUAAAGAAAUUGGAAAUGUUGAAAAUGUUAAAAAAGAAUGUGACAGAAACAGACAUUUCAUCAGCUAAAGAAGACAAAGAACUGAAUGUAAACAUCAAAGAAGAAAUUAAGAAGGAUAGUGUAAAUGUCAGACCAACGCGAAAGAAUCAAUUUAAAUUAUUAGAAUCUGAGAAAGCUUCCAAAAUGGAAAAUAAUGGCGAUGAUGAUAUUAAUGAUUUAAUGCAAUAUAUAAAUACAAAAUAUCCAAAAAGAAAUAUAAAAAUGUGUAAAAAUGACAUAGAAGAUGACAAAAUAGAUUUAAACACUAUAACCUCUUCGAUGUGUAGUUUUGUCGAAAAUGUAGUUAAGCCAGUUGUAAUGGUGCAUUCGAAGUUAAAAAAAAACAUAAAACCCAUAUUUACAAUGCGGGACAUACCAUUCAAUGAACACAUACAUAUUGUGUUAAAAAAUAUGUCUAUCGCGCAGCCAAUGAUGAUACAGUCCAUCACUUGGCAUACGAUUCUAAGGGGACACAGUAUUUUCAUCAUAGGCCCUAAGUUUUGCGGUAAAACUAUCGGGUAUCUGCCAAGUGUCUGCCGUUUAGUUAGUGAUGGGACACCUGAAAUGAGCAAUUGUCUUGGUCCUAUAUGUAUAAUCGUCUGUGCUACAGCUGAAUCCGUGACUCAAAUGGAGGAGAACGCGAAAAUGCUUCUUGGAUUAAAAGAACGGAUUCUAGCUGUUUUUCCUGGAGUAGAUGAUUUUUUUAUUAAUACGACUCUUCUGAAUGGGUGUGAUCUGAUUAUAUCCACACCAUCGGUUUUAGUUCGGUUGCUGCAAGAUUAUGGUGUUGACUUACGCAGGUUAGAAAUCAUCGUUCUGGAUGAUUGUGAACGAAUGGUCGAAGUUUAUAGAAGAGAACUUAAAUACUUUCUUUUCAAAAUUAAAGAGCUCGAAAGGUCCAGGUCUAAUAAGGAGCUUAAAGUUCAAUUUGUCGUUGCGUCCAGGAUUUGGUGUGAUUUUAUGGAACCGCUAGCAAAGAAAGUCCCUGAUGCUGUUAUAAGUAUUGGUGCAUUCCCGGAAUGCGUGAUCUAUUCGAAAGCGAAAAUGACAGUUAGCUUUGUGAAAGGUGAUAAAAUUGGGUCUGUGUUAGAGUUUCUGGACGAAAUCGAUGCAUCAAAGAAAGUAGUGAUUGUAUGUAGAUUGGAUGAUGAGGUGAAAAUUCUGGAGAAGGGGUUGAAAGGUCGCCAACAUUGCAUAUUUGCAUGUAAUAAUGAAAUGACUCCGUCGGAUCUUCACAAUCUUAAUUCGAGCUGGAAUGAUUGUGGCGCACCUUCGAUAAGUCCGAUUCUUAUUUGUACGGAUGAGAAUUUGUCCCAUCUAAAUAUUACCGAUGCAAAUUAUCUCGUACAUUACUCUUUACCCAAAGAAUAUUUCUUAUUUAGAAAACGAUUUUUCGUUUUGAACGACAAGUUCCCCUCGAUAUUUCAUUCGAACAACGAAUCUGUCAAAAUUAAAAUUAUCCUCGAUGAAGUGAAUACGGAGAAAUUACCGAAGAUUUUGAACUUCGUAAAGCGAUUCACUAAGGAUAUGCCACCUGUUCUGGAUGAAAUCUGCAAUAAGGUACUCGCUGAAAAGGAUUUGAUGAAGGCUGAAACAUUAGUUCCGAUUUGCGGUAACCUAUUAACUUUGGGUUAUUGCCCAGAGUUCUAUGACUGUCGUAAUCGUCAUGCGGUAUUAAAGGGCUUCGAUGAUCCACCUAACUGGGUUCCUCGACAUGGGGUUGUUACUUUUAAAAUCAUUCAUCUUCACACGGCUGUUAAUUACUCCGCUCGCCUGUUAACUCAUAUUGAUAAUAAUAAAGUGACCAAGUUCCCCGCGAUGCACACACUUGCCAUUAAAAUUGGAUUGUAUUACGGUAAUGUCGCGAAUAGACAACUCCACGGUGUACCAAAGGUUGGUGAUGUCUGCGCUGUAUCGGUGAAACUGGAUUCGUUCGCGAGGUGUCAAGUCGUAAAAAUUAUUUGCCGAACUCGCGGUUCCUACAAAGUGUUGGUAAAGCUAUUGGAUGAGGAGAAAUAUGAGGAAACAAGGGAUAUAUAUUUAUAUCAUUUGCCACAGAGUCUAAUUUCUAUUGAAACGUAUAUUGUCCAAAUUCGUUUGGUAAAUCUCCAACCGAAAGAUAAUGAUGUGACGUUUUCAGCACUGGCUCUAGGUAACAUUAAGAGCCUUGUUGAUGAUGAAGCUUCUUACGUAAGAGGUCAUAUUGCUGGUGUAAUUGGAAACUGUCUCUUUCUUGAUACAUUAGAAGUAUGUGAAUACCUUAGAUCGUUAAACCAAGUCAUUAUGAAGCAUGACUUGAAACAGGAACUUCUACAAAUACAUGCAGAAGAAUACCCUGAGCAUAUUAAUAAAAUUAAAGAGCUGUGUGGUUCAAACUUUCCAAUGGAAACCCCAGCAAUGAACAACACUAAGGAAAAGAACACUGGCACUUGGGCGCAUCUGAAUAUUGGUGAAUUGGAGGGAGUUUUUAUUACUUCCGUAAUAAAUCCCGAGCAAUGCUUGGUACGUGUUAGUAAAUUCGAACCGUGCAUGCAGUCUUUAUUAAAAGAUAUUGAAACAUAUAUAGACAGCAACCCGGAACCGUUGUUAGAUGCGGAAGUGGGUGAUAUAAUACUGGCGAAAUUUCCCAACGACGAUAUAUACGAACGCGCGAGAGUCGAUAAAAUUGAUGGGAACAUGAUAAAUUGUUUCUUUGUGGAUCAAGGCGACUCGGCUUAUGUUCCAUUGAAAUACGCGAUACCUAUAACAGACACAUUGAUUAAUAAACUGUCUUUCCAAAGCAUCGAAUGUCGUCUAAUAGGUGUUAAACCAGCGGGAUAUGUUUGGACAGAUUUCUGUAAUACAUGGCUAUCGAACUACGCGGAUGAGGGAACAAAGUACUUCUUCGCUAAACCUUUUAAUAAACAACCGGCCAUUACUACCGGUGGCUAUAAAUAUUCCAUCGCGUUAGUAGAUACAAGUUCCAGCGCUGAUAUUAUUAUUAAUCAGGUAAUGCUGGAUUUAAACAUAGCAAGCCCAUUGGAAGAUGAAAUUGAUUAUCUUAAAGACGUAGUGCCAAACACGGGAACACCUGAAGAUUGGGAAAGGCUAGACAUAGCAACACCAGAUAUUCCAGAUUCCUCGUCUAUGCCUAAACUGAUACGAUCAGUGCCUUUAAUUGCGUCCGAUUCUGAUUCAAACCAAUCAGAUCCUUGGGAAAUGUACAACUUGACAGACUUUACUUCCCACUUAAAGCAACCUCAAAAGACAAAGCAAGGUGAACAUAAUCUUCCAGCAAUAAAGCCUUUAGCUGAUAAUGGCAAUACAUUCAUUUCAACUGAUAGAACAAGCUCUAUUGAUCUUUCAGUAUCUAUAAGUAACGAUUUAGUUUCAGACGACACCGCGUCUUCGACAAAACCACAAUGCGCCAUCCUUGAUGAAACACGACAGCCGAAGCUCCUAUGGCGUCAGGAUAAAGCAUUUGUGCACAUAAAAAUACAAUUAAUUGGCGUAGAAGAAUACGAAAUGACAAUUAAUGAACGAUCGUUAAAAUUCUCGACACUUUUGCAUGAGACGAUGUACGCGUUUGACUUUGAACUUUACGGCGUUGUUGACGCGUGUAAAAGUUCACAUUCCAAUAAGGGGCAAUAUAUUAUGGCGAAGCUGGUGAAAGUUUUGCAUAAAAAUUGGAGUACUCUUGGAAAUUUCGAGGGCAUUAAGCGAUGGAUUGUCUAUGAUGUUGACCACCUGCAUGCGUCGUCCGAUGAAGAAGCCGUGGAUGAUUCUGUAGUUGAAAUUGCUAAGGAAUUGCACGAGAGUGAAGAUACAGAUAGUGAUGGUGAUUUAGAAUUUAUAUAUAAUUAAUUAUUGCGGACUGUGUCAAAAUUUUUAUAUGUAAUAUAGUCCAGGUCAGUCAAAGGCCAGGCUUUUUUAAGCAUAUCAAUCUAUACUUGGUUACUUAAUUUUAUGUAGGUAUUAUAGUUUUAAGUUUUAAAGCAGUGGAUUCAGCGAACAAAAUGCAUGUGUAUUCCACCAGUAUUAUAUAGAAUUGAUCAUAAAUCUUGGCAAUUUCGUAGCUCAAAAAAGCCUUAUUUUGACCUGUUUCAGUUUUUUAAUCGGCUUCUAAAUGGAGGUUUCUCAUUUAGACCGUAUCUGAUUCUUCUUUGUUGGAAAGGAUCCAUCCAUCAGAAAUCGAGGGGAUACUUUCGAAAACAUUUAUGGCGUCUAGCACGUUUUUAGAGCUUUUUUAAAAUACUAUUAAAUAAAGAUCUGGAGUCGAUCUGACGAACUCCUUAACAUUUUACAGCCAUUUAAUAAUUUUUAGUUUCCAGUGCGUUUUUUAUGAAAUAACGUACGUAUAUAAAGUACGUAAAUAUCCCCUUAAAUAAUUGUACCUCCCUAAAACCCCUAGGUCAAAAAAGGUCAAUCAUUUAUUUCAAUUAGGCCCAUUAGAAACUCAAUACUUGCUUUUAACAUAAUAUUAACAAUAUUUAUUAUACAUUCUUUGAUGUAAUAGCUAGGUACCUGCUAGAAGAAAAUAGGCAUAUGAAAAACGAUGCAGCAGACAAUUAAAUUAUGGACAUACAUGUGACAAAUAUUGCGACUAUGUAUUUUACAUUAUUAUAAAAUAAUUAACAUACAGUCAAACAGUAUGUGAGCUAUGCCAAAAUUUAUGAUUUUUUCUGUUGGUUUUAUCUAGCUUUACCUUUCAAUCGAGGACCAUUACAUGUUGAUUCUCCCUAAACUAGUGGAGGAAACUCCCAAGUUGGUAUUACUGAACAGACGUUAUGUGCCACGUCUUGUCCAUUUACCGUAUUGAUUUUAACGUAUUUAUUCGUAGUUAUAAGAUUUUAGUGGGAAUAAUUAAAAAUAAUAUUUUUUUUUUUGUUUUUGGAAGCGUGACUGAAACUUUGUAUAUUGAA
This is a messenger RNA of Pieris brassicae (large cabbage white), 5685 nucleotides long. It is a transcript of the gene TDRD12, whose product is annotated as putative ATP-dependent RNA helicase TDRD12. Gene Ontology annotation, molecular function: nucleic acid binding; ATP binding. The transcript has 4 exons. The coding region runs from base 104 to 4627 and encodes 1507 amino acids. Gene Ontology annotation, biological process: transposable element silencing; germ-line stem cell division. The record is from RefSeq and is a predicted model, not a curated record. Lineage: Eukaryota; Metazoa; Arthropoda; Insecta; Lepidoptera; Pieridae.